This is a messenger RNA of Echinops telfairi (small Madagascar hedgehog), 1672 nucleotides long. It is a transcript of the gene INHBC, whose product is annotated as inhibin subunit beta C. Gene Ontology annotation, cellular component: extracellular region. Bases 49 to 1104 code for a protein of 351 amino acids. Gene Ontology annotation, biological process: BMP signaling pathway; SMAD protein signal transduction. Gene Ontology annotation, molecular function: growth factor activity; cytokine activity; hormone activity. Lineage: Eukaryota; Metazoa; Chordata; Mammalia; Afrosoricida; Tenrecidae. The transcript is spliced from 2 exons. The record is from RefSeq and is a predicted model, not a curated record.
UCACAGCUCUUUCCUGGGGCUACUGCUCGAGAAGGGCUUCCCCCAGCAAUGACCUCCUCACUGCUCCUGGCCUUCCUGUUCCUGCCUCUGGCCACAGUGACCACUCCCAGAGCUGGCAGUCAGUGUCCAGCAUGUGGGGGCCCUACCUUGAACCUGGAGAGCCAACGGGAGCUGCUGCUGGACUUUGCUAAGAGGAGCAUCUUGGACAAGCUGCACCUCAACCAGCGACCAACACUAAGCCGGCCCGUGUCCAAAGCUGCUCUGAGGACGGCACUGCAGAGCCUCCAGAGGCCCCCACAGGGGGUGCUUCCUGAGGCGAACGGGGCCCAGGAAUAUGAGAUCAUCAGCUUUGCUGAGACAGGUGGGUUCCUGGUCUAUAGAUCNNNUCUUGAUUUCCACUUCUCUGAUAGAACUUCUGGUGUCAUGGAGGUCCAGCAGGCCAGCCUCACGUUCUUUGUCCAGCUCCUUCCCAAUGCCACUGGAACGCUGAAGGUGAAAGUCCUUGUGCCAGGUCUACGUAACACCAACCUCAGUUUGGCUUCCCAACACCUGCUGGAGGUGGAUGCCACUGGCUGGUACCAGCUUCUCCUGGGGCCUGAAGCCCAGGCUGCCUGCAGCCAGAGGCACCUGACCCUGGAACUGGUGCCUGAAGGGCAGACAGCUCAGGGCUCGGUUGUCCUGGAUGGGACUGCCCACAGGCCUUUCGUGGCAGCCCGAGUGAGAGUUGGGGGCAAGCACCGGGUUCGGCGGCGGGGCCUUGACUGCCAGGGUGGGUCCAGGAUGUGCUGUCGACAAGAAUUCUUUGUGGAUUUCCGUGAGAUUGGCUGGCACGACUGGAUCAUCCAGCCUGAGGGCUAUGCGAUGAACUUCUGCACCGGGCAGUGCCCGCUGCAUGUGGCAGGCAUGCCUGGCAUUGCUGCCUCCUUUCACACGGCAGUGCUCAAUCUGCUCAAGGCCAACACAGCUGCAGGCACUGCUGGAGGGGGCUCGUGCUGCGUGCCCACGGCCCGACGCCCCCUGUCUCUGCUCUAUUAUGACAGGGACAGUAACAUCGUCAAGACUGACAUACCUGACAUGGUGGUAGAGGCCUGUGGGUGCAGUUAGUCUAUGCUGGCACCACCCAGGCGGGGCAGGGUGGACAAACCUGCCCCGACAGGGAUCCCUUUCCUGGAGACGAAGGUGUGGCCCCAGAAGGUCGAUGCUCUCUUCCUGAGAAACCCAUGAUCCCACCUUUGAGUAAGACGACCUUCAUCUAGGAAGAAUAGCAUCUCCAUAUACACUCGCGUCUCUCCUGGAGCACAGUCCACCCAACAAGCUCACAUGUCCCCCCCACCCCAAGGAUGCUGAUGUACUUCCAGUCUUGAAUGGGGCUGUCUGGUUCUUACAAAGAUGGCCUGAGACCACCCCCAUCAACCGACUCCAUAGCCCACUCUGCCCUGCUCAAGGAUGAAUUGAUCCAGCUGGGUUUUCUGAAUCUCCAGAGAGUCCCUUCCUGGGGCUCACCGAAGAUUAGAUGACUGUUUUUCAAAGUGAGGCUUACGUCACCUCUCCAUGCUCAAUAUGUCUUGAGCCCUCCCCUCUUCCCAGGUGGUCUACCGAUGCUUGUGGGAAACAGAAGGAUUUCUCUCAAGAUGUCUCCCCCAAAUAUAUAUCAGACUUAGCUGCUUGAGAA